CGGUUUCUGCGCCUGCCUCCCACGCACCCAGCCCGUGCUCACCUGCCUUCCCAGGGAUGUGGAGCCCUCCUGGGAAGGGGAGGGCUGCGCUCAAGCCUUGGCGAGGUGGUUUUGGAAGGUCACUCUGGCGCGCGGCUCCCGCAGUUAUCUACUCCUCCCUCCCCUUUCCAACUUCGGAAUGGAGAUGAGUUUGCUAGGCACUUGGAUGGCCUGAGGAGAUUUGCUGUCUGGCGCCCAUGGCUGUCUUUAGUGGGCUCUGGGGCCCCGUCACCAGUGCAAGCAGAGCCUUCAGCCAGCGCUGUUUCAGCACCACUGGGAGCCUCUGUGCAAUUCAGAAGAUGACUCGGGUGCGAGUGGUCGACAACAGCGCCCUGGGGAACACCCCAUACCAUCGCCCUCCUCGGUGCAUCCACGUCUAUAACAAGAAUGGGGUGGGCAAGGUGGGUGACCGGAUACUGCUGGCCAUCAGGGGACAGAAGAAAAAGGCGCUCAUUGUGGGACAUCGCAUGCCUGGCCCCCGAAUGACCCCCAGGUUUGACUCUAACAAUGUCGUCCUCAUUGAGGACAAUGGGAAUCCUGUGGGGACCCGAAUUAAAGUACCCAUCCCCAGCAGCCUGCGCCAGAAGGAAGGAGAAUAUUCCAAGGUGCUGGCCAUCGCUCAGAACUUUGUGUGAACAGAGCCCAGGCCUUUGGCCACAGGGGCCGUGUGGAUAGAGCAGCUCCGAGAGCUGCACCUUGGCUGAGAGGAGCCACCUGCCAUGUGGCUGCUGUGCGGGGUCACAGUGUUCCGUGAGAGAAUAAACAUUUUCAUGUA
This is a messenger RNA of Ictidomys tridecemlineatus (thirteen-lined ground squirrel), 814 nucleotides long. RefSeq names its product mitochondrial ribosomal protein L14 (gene Mrpl14). The record is from RefSeq and is a predicted model, not a curated record. Gene Ontology annotation, biological process: translation. Gene Ontology annotation, molecular function: structural constituent of ribosome. Gene Ontology annotation, cellular component: mitochondrion; ribosome. Lineage: Eukaryota; Metazoa; Chordata; Mammalia; Rodentia; Sciuridae.